CUGACGUUAAAUAUUGGUCGAUACUUGAUCUCAACUAUGUCACAAUCCCAGGAAAUGUAUCAUAAGCUGGACUCUACUUUGAAUCAAAUCCGUCUCGUUACCAUCGAACCUGGUAAAUGGACAGAUGACAUCCAGUGCACCCUCCGAGAAACUUCGCUAGCCGAUUCGGAACCCUAUGAGACGCUCUUCUAUGUCUGGGGAGACCACACGAAUACGAAGAAUAUCAUUGUGAACGGAAGUAACUUCAAAGCUACGGCAAACCUCGAAUCAGCCCUCCGUCAUCUACGCCGGGACACUCCACGGACUAUGUGGAUUGACGCGAUAUGCAUCAACCAGCGGGACCUGGAAGAGCGUGCUUCGCAAGUAAGCAUUAUGCGCGAUAUCUACCAAGGAAGUAAUGUGACAAUUAUAUGGCUUGGUGACGGGGACGAACGUGCCGAGUCAUUAUUUGGUCUCGCUCAACAGGUUUACGAUCAAAGUCCCAGUGACGGAGUAUCUGUUGAAGAGAGUUUGAUGCUCAUGCGGGAAUUGACAAACACCGAAGAUCAACGUCAGAGCUUGGAAUUCCUGGUCACGAACAUAUUGAGGCGACCCUGGUGGACCAGAGCAUGGGUGCUUCAAGAGGCCGUGGUAUCUGCAGAAUUACUAGUGAAAUGCGGAAAUCAUGAAGUUACAUGGUUGCCCCUGUGGUGGCUUGCCAAUAUUGUGUUCUUUUGCACGUGUACUUUCAAUUUCCUUGGCCGAAUCUCCACAAUAGGGCUUGAAGAAGUGGCUAAGAUCCAAGGAAUGAGAGAAGCGACCAAGAAAGGCCAUAUAAUAACCCUUGCGCAACUCGUUGCUUGGAAUAGACGGCAGCGGGCAACAGAUCCAAGGGACAAAAUAUUUAGCCUACUCGGCUUGGCACGCAGUGGGCCAGCGAAUCCUAUACAUCCUGACUAUUCGGUGAAUAACAUGAUACUUGAUGUGUGCCUUGGGCUUGUCGUGCAUUCUAUCAGGGAUUGGGGUAUGGAUAUAAUAUGCAUGAGCCAAGGAAGCGAGAAGCCUAGGUGGCCAUCUUGGGUACCUGACUGGGAAGUUUACUCGAGUGAAAGCUCCAACAUUGCGAGCCCCUUGGUUGGCUUGGUCGCAGGUGGACAGCAAUUCUUUAUCAAAAAAACUUGGAAUACCCACCCAUCCGACUAUGACGCAUCUCGGUCAAGGUCUCCUGAAUAUAGAUUGCUUCUCGACCCUGAUAAACACGGAGCAUGGUCUUCACCGAGACCCGAUCCGUGGGUGGCCCUCUUAACAUCGUAUUUUGAGACCACAACCCAUAUCCCGGAAAUCUCAAGCUGGAUAUAUGCACUUCACAAGUUUGGAGCUCUUACGAAAAGGGGGGAGCCGUUGUCGAAUGAAAAUCUACAUAAAAAAAGCUUUGUUUCAAUGUCGAUCAAGUUGACGAAAAACAUAAGGGAAUCAACAACUGGCCGUGACUAUGUCGGUGGGGGCUCGCUGGCCCAUGCAUACCUCCGAACAUUGAUCGCGGAUACAUUUGUCUUUGGCUACAGGACGGAGGGUAUGCAUGACCCCCUGUAUCUGGAUGAAUUCGUUGAAAGUCAAUCUGCACCAAGUGAUGAAGCCACUGAAGAGGACGAUAUUGGCUAUGUCCUUGACAAAGUGUUCUUAGAGGCAUACUGCCUUGGUGUGUCAAUGCUCCAUUCCGCUAUUGAGCGCGCAACCUCAUACCGUCGGCUGAUGAUCUCCUCAAAGGGUUACAUAGGCCUGGUGCCGCAAAAGACUCAGGAAGGAGAUUUCGUAUGUGUUCUGUUCGGUUGUUCUGUGCCUGUUAUUCUCCGCAAGCAAGGGUCUCACUAUAUCUUCAUUGGUGAGAGUUACGUGCAUGGCAUUAUGGACGGGGAGGCAAUCCAGAUGAUGAAUGAGGGACACCUAGUCGAAGAGGAGUUUACUUUGGUAUAA
This is a messenger RNA of Aspergillus neoniger CBS 115656, 1953 nucleotides long. Its product is annotated as HET domain-containing protein. The transcript is spliced from 2 exons. The record is from RefSeq and is a predicted model, not a curated record. NCBI's taxonomy places the organism in Eukaryota, Fungi, Ascomycota, Eurotiomycetes, Eurotiales, Aspergillaceae. Bases 37 to 1953 code for a protein of 638 amino acids.